Molecule: messenger RNA, 622 nt
Organism: Felis catus (domestic cat)
Lineage: Eukaryota; Metazoa; Chordata; Mammalia; Carnivora; Felidae
Product: keratin-associated protein 6-2-like
Exons: 1
Coding region: 38-319 (93 amino acids)
Source: RefSeq, a predicted model, not a curated record
CUCUCGCAACCAACGUGAAUUCUCUUCCCUUGACAAGAUGUGUUGCAACUACGGCAACUCCUGUGGCUAUGGCUGCGGAUAUGGCUAUGGCUGUGGAUGUGGCCCCUAUUAUGGCUGUGGUUAUGGAACAGGCUAUGGCUGUGGCUAUGGUACUGGGUAUGGCUGUGGAUAUGGCUCACGGUAUGGCUGUGACUCUGGCUGUGGAUAUGGCUCCUGCUGUGGCUAUGGCACUGGAUAUGGCUGUGGCUAUGGCUAUGGCUCCAGCUGCUGUGCCUACCGGCCAUUUUUCUAUAGAAGAUGUUAUUCUUCUUGCUGCUAGAACAUCACUGUUCAAACCCCACUUGCUUCUGAAAUGACAUGCCUUAAGAGAAGGCUGAUUCAAGAAUCCAUACUCCAAGACUUCUAUAUCUAAGAAAUUGCAUGCUUUGUAGAAGAUUUGACCACCAUUAACAUUUGUAGGAUGGCAUCUUGUGGCUGUGUAGUAUCAUCUUACUGUUUUCCAUAUGUUGGGCUUUACUACCUUAAUCUGGAUUCUGUUUUGUGACUGUGGCAAUGAUCCUAACAUUCCACAGCUAGGCAAAUCCCUUAUUCUCAAUAAAAAUGGUUCUUUGCUUCUAACACA